UAAUUUUUUUCUGCCAGGGGGAUGCCAUCCCCCCUCAAUUCGAGCCCUGCCUAAACCCAUGAAUUGAAGAAAUAAGUCUUUUUUCUGAUUUUCUGUUUAUUUUAUCUUUUAUAAAACUUUUUACCAACCAUUUUGAUCGACUCCUAGUUUCACUAAACCCGAGUGUACCGCCGACAGGCGCCCCUUAGCAAAGAAAAAAAUUAUAAUCAUAUUUUUCAAACUCUCUGCCUUGAUCAAAACAAAAAAGGUGUCAUUUGAAAGCUCGGAGUCUGACUUUUACAAUGCAUGUAGUCACUUUGAUUAACUCCUAAGUACUGCUGAGUUAUUUGCGGAUAAAUAGAAAAAUAUUUUUUCAUCAUUUUUGUGCCAUGUACUCUAAUAUGUCAGAAACAUUAUACAGCUCAGAUAAUCAUGUGUAAUAUGUCAUAUGAAAAGUCUCAUCAAGUAGAAUAAAACAAAUGUAAUUGUUUGGGGCUUUGACUAAACUUGAGUGAGGCAUUACUUCAAAUUCAAAAAACAAUUUCAAAACUGUAAAGGGCUAAGAGAAAGACUACCUUGGUUCCAAAUACUGUAACUUUUAAUUACUUCAUGAUAUCACCACAUUUACAUACAGCACAUAUGUUGGGAACAUUUUUCUCCUACCUUAUUUUUUUCAUGAGAUUUUGAACAUCAAAUUAGAAUGAUAUGAAAAAUUUCCCUUGACCACACUAAUUUUUCUUACAUUUUAUCACCUAUUUCUCAACAUGAGAAUAUUCAAAUGCAAAGAUUGUUUCCCCUCUGAAAAUAUAGAAAGAUUAUUUUCAAACGAUCAUAAAAACUAUUAUCCCCCGGGAUUUCCACCUAUGGUGUGAAGGUAUCAGGGGAGAGGACAGUCCAGACUUGCUUGCUAAAUGAGUCCACAGAGAUGAAAGGCAAAACAAGUUAAAAUGAACCAGUCUUUCUGUUCUUUAAGUAUGUCCAGACAUGCUGGGGAUGGCUUUAAUUAUUCACUUAUUAUUUCUAUUAUGUUUUGUAGCAUAAACUGCUUGGUAGAACAUUUUAAGUUACUUGUUCCCAUUCAAUUUUCAUGGAUUUAGCUUGAAUUUGUAAUUUGCUUAAAGUCUAAUUUAGCAGUCCAACAGCUGUUUUUGAUAUUUGGCCAUUCAUUUACAAUACCCAAGGGUGAACUAUUGUAUACACAUGUUUCUUUUUUGAACUUAACAAGCCACCAGGGACCAAAUAAUUGUGCAUUCUCAUAGAAAUAUCUAAUUGUCCUCUUAAUGUAAUAUCUGACUAUAAUACAGUACAUCAAACUCAUUAACCCCAUACCAACUUAAUUCAGCAUGUACUUAAAAAGCAGUAAAAUAAAUUCAGUCUAACAUAUUAUUUCAAAUAAUAACCUUAACUGCUAUAAGAAAAGUCUGUGAUUUGUGCCUUAGAUUGUUUAAAAAAUGAAUUAAAAAUGCAAGAUGAUGGAGUCAAAUCUUGUCCCCACAAAAUACAUACAUAAUUUCAUCUAGCUGACACACCUGCACAAACAGUCUCCCAUAUUCUGUGUUGGGCGGAGCUGAGAAGACUUGAGAGUGGAAAACCAUGUUGAAAUGAACCCAGUGUGCACCUGUUGAGCAGACAGUCAGCUGCAGUAUACUGGUGUAUCUCAAGAUCAUCACUCACAAGCCUUGAUUUGGAGAAAGAGAACAGGGAACAGCAAAAUGGGAUUAUAUAGAGAGGUUCUGAUCCUCUCUUUUCUAGUCCAGUGGGCUACAGUAUUGCCCCAGGGUAUGAAGGAGAUGCCCGUCAACCAUUCAACAAUAGGAUUUCCGAGACUACCUGCAGACUUCAGGGAAAUGGCCAAGAAACUGAUGAGCACAUGCUUCAUGAAAGGUCACCAGGUGCCUGUAAUGAACAAUUCACUGAACAGCUCAUAUGGAAAGAUGAUGGAGAGCCCCAUCUCUAUUUUUCCAGAGCUUCUCUCCUCACUCGCCCAGUCUUUCCCCUCUCACUCCAACCUGCAGUUCAAUGAAACGGCAGAACAGCAGGACUCAGCCUGGAACAUUGUUGAGAAGAUGUGGAACUGCACCAACAUGGGCCAUAUAAUUGAUCUCAUGAGGAAUAGUACGGAAGGCCCUCGUUGUUUCAUGCGGGCAUUCAUGGCUCCUCUUUCCUGGAUGACCAUCAUGCAGAAUGGAACAGACCUCAACAAAGAAGAUCUGACAAAGCUUUUAUGGGUGGCUAAACCCUUCUUAGAAACAAUACCUCCAUCUAGCUUUGUGCUGCCGGUGUUUUCACAAAGCUCUCAAUUGGUUAAAAUGAUGAAGGUGUUUGGUGAGGUGUUCAGCGUUCUGUCUGAGGAACAGAGGAAUGCGAUUAUAGUGUGGGUCAAAGAGAGAGUUGCACAAAAUGAAUUUAAAUGCGUCCUGAAAGCACCUGCGUUCAGCAUCCUGCCUUCUGGAUCAUUGAAAAAAAUCCCAGUCCCUAAAUGUCCUCCCAGAAUGCUCUGGCUGAAGGCUAACGUGUUGACAAUGAUGGGGCCUUUCCUAUCACGGCUGUCUUUAGAGGAAGCAAAGACCAUCCCUAAAGAAGAGCUGUGUGAGUUUUUCAGGACUCCAGAUUUCUCUUCAUCAUUUCAAAAUGUUAGUGGAAUGCAGCCCGCUCUUGGCCGAAUACUUUUUCAACGCUUGAAACAAGAGUGUUCCAGCAGCGACAAUUUCACUCACUAUAUGGACAGAUUGGGCUCUCUGGCGUGUUUCUUUGAUGGUGCACCGUCACUAAAUCUGAAUCUUAGUAGAAAACUGCUGUCUCAGAUUGAUACCUGUAACAACCCUGACAUAGACAAGGUGAAAAGACAGCUAGUACAGAAAAUUCUGGAGAAAGAAGACCAUUCUUCCUCUCCUGAGAUUUUGCUGUCUCUGGGAUCCGCCGUAUCUGUCCUUCCUCUUUCCAGGCUGUCCCACUUCACUUCUGAGGACCUGAACAACACCCUCACCAGCUUGAGUCAGGCCAGUUGGAGCCCAGCUCAAGCGAAGACUCUGGCUAAGAAACUGUUGGAAACUGCUAAGAAUAUAAGUGGUGAGAAGUUGUUGUCUCUCGGUACAAUGGUGAGAGGGGUGGCCAGUUCCCUCCUCAAGAAUGUGAAGGCAGAAGGGCUGCUGGGAAAUGAAGCCCUGAAAACUAUGAGUGAGAAGAUGUCCUCCCUACAAAGAACAGCACUACUGGAAGCGUUCCGUCGUGAUGUAAAUGCAUCUGAACUGGUGAAGCGGUUGCCGGUUUCUCUCCUCUCUUCUCUGUCUCUGUCCACGCUGGAGAAAGCAGACCUCAGCUCUGUGAAUCAGCUGCAGGGACGCGGCUGGACUCGUGCUCAAUCAGCUUUCCUUCUGAAGAAGAUUUGGGGUAAUAGGAUCAACCUUGGCGAAUUACGGAAGCUGGGUCAGGCUGUACAGGGUGUCACUUGUGAAAUGAUUGAAAAAAUCAAUCGAACUGAUGCUUUGGAAAUGGCACAGAUAAUUAAUGAAUCCUGCGCAUGGCUCUCCAGGGUUCAGAUUUGCUGUACAGCUCGAAAACUCUUUUCAAGUCUGGAGGAACAGAGACCAGGAUAUUUCAGUAACAUUAACAACUCUGAGCUUCAGUCCAUACCAGCUAUGCUGCUUAUCCAUCUACCAGUGGAGAAGAUUCAAAACCUGUCAGAUGCUGUGUGUCCUGCUUUCAUGGAGAUGAUGAAGCAAGUCAACCUGUCCUCUCUGCCAAACAGCUCUCCCGCACGCUACGCACUUACUAAAAGAGCCAUCGGCUGCCUGAAGGGGAAUGUGUCUGAUCUGUCUGCGGCAGAGGUUUUGACUCUAGGCCCUCUGGUGUGUGAGUUAGACCCAGUCUGGAUUUCCUCUCUGAACCCUCCGGCUCUGAACUCCACCCUGAAGGCUCUCGUAUCCUGUCGGUAUAUCCAGCAACAGCACAGAGAGCAUCUGUUCAGACUGCUUACGACCACCUACGGAGACCCUGUUAACUGGUCAGAGGAAGACAUGAGGGCGCUUGGGCCACUUUUGUUACUCAAUGACACUGUUAUUGAAAAGCUGCCGGCCAAAAGCUGGAUAAAGUCAUACCUGUCAGACCUGAUGGACAGUUUGCCUAGUCAGCCUUUGGUUCCUCUUCCAAAGGAGUUCCGCUCUUGGUUUGAUCUCUCUGCACUUCAUCGCAAACUCUUUGAGCUCAAAACGAGAAGCACACUACUAAACCGCAGGAAGCGUGAAUUGGUGUCCACCCUAAUAGAGCCCACGCUCACUUAUAUUGAGGACCUCAAACAGUGGAAUGUAUACUGGACUCCCACCCAGCUCAGUAAAAUGACUGUGCAGACUUUCAAAGAUGCUGUGCCAACAUUAGGAGAGAUAACCAAUUACAGCACAGAACAACUGGCUGCACUCAGAGCAAAAACUCUGGAGGCAUGGCAGAGUGUUUCCAUGUUGAAUGAGUCCCAGAUUGCUAAUCUGGGCUGCAUCUGCCAGAGCUUCAGUGCUGAUGAGCUGGCCAACCUCAGCAUUGCCUCACUGGACACUCUGGAGACACUGACUGCUUGCAACUUUACCCAGACACAGAGGACAGCAGUCUGGCAGGCCUAUGAAAGGGUGGCUGGAAUCAGCGUGGCUGGACUAGGACGGCUGGAAAUGGUGGGACUGGGACAGUUUAUCUGUGGUCUACAACCUGGCCAGAUUGAUCAGCUCAGUUCCCCCAGCUUCAGAGAGGCAGUAGAGGCGGUGGGUCGUGUUCCUUGUCCUCUGAACUUUAGAGAGUGUCUGAAGGAAAAGGCUGUGGCUGCAUUUGGAAAACCAGAAACCUGGACUGAAGCUCAAGUCAGCAUUAUGGGCAACAUCAUUGCUGGUUUAAGUGUUGUCGAGCUGGGAAGUCUAAAUUCAACCGUCCUGCCAUUCAUUCAGCCGUCCGCCAUCCCUCUCAUCCCUUCAGAACGCUUAGCUGCAUUGUCGGUCAGCCAGUUGAAGGCUUUGGGUCCUGACAAUGCUGCUGUGGUAACAGAGGCUCAGCGUGCAGGGCUGAGGGUUGAUCAAAGGGCCGCACUGGAUGAAGCCGUGGGACUAAAAACUGCACGCACUGAAGUGCCCACUGGAAGCUCCACUGGAAUCUCCAAUCCAAGCUCUGGUGGAUCAAUCCCACUGCCACUAAAAGGAGGUGCAGCAGUAGAGAGCAUGGCAGGAUGUGUCCUCCUCAUGCAGGCCAUUGCGCUGCUGUUGUUUGGAUACAUUCUCUGAGGAGCAGAAACCACAAAAUCCAAAGUAU
This is a messenger RNA of Cyprinus carpio (common carp), 5262 nucleotides long. RefSeq names its product otoancorin-like. The transcript has 29 exons. Gene Ontology annotation, cellular component: cell surface. The record is from RefSeq and is a predicted model, not a curated record. NCBI's taxonomy places the organism in Eukaryota, Metazoa, Chordata, Actinopteri, Cypriniformes, Cyprinidae. Gene Ontology annotation, biological process: cell-matrix adhesion. Bases 1692 to 5234 code for a protein of 1180 amino acids.